This is a messenger RNA of Symbiodinium natans, 2109 nucleotides long. The record is from the annotation of a GenBank genome assembly. Lineage: Eukaryota; Dinophyceae; Suessiales; Symbiodiniaceae.
AUGAUUAGGACUAGGACGGUACAGCUGUACUGCGGCGACGAAAUCCUAGAGUCCGCCUUCGAACAGCGGCCGGACAAGCUUUGCGUCCCUCGGCAGCUCGCGGAGUUGAUGCGGCUGCCGCUGCAGGAGGCCCCGAUGUUCUACGUGGACUGCCAGGGCCGCCUGCUGGACAAGUACGAGCCUACCGUCAAGGAGCAGCGGGCCGUGGCCUUCACGAGCUGGAACGGCCACGCCUUCUUCUACAAGUCCGCCCGCACCGUCGCGAAGUGCGGCGUUCUUGCGGCACCGAACCACGUCGACCCCGUGGCAGAUCCGGUCCGGUUUGUGGCUGUUGAGGUGGAAGACCAGCGGGGGGAGCCGGGGCGACUCCACGUAGGCCUUGUAGGCCCGCCGGCUGAAGCGGGAUUCGAGCGUCGUGGGGUGGGAGAACUCCAGGGCUGUUUUGUUCCGGUGACACUCGAGGCACAGGGCCUGGAGGGUUUGGGCCUGAGCGGAAUAGGACUGGUGCACGGGGACGACGUGGUCCAGCUCGCAGGUCGUCCUGUCGAUGGGGGCCGCGCAGAGCUUGCACAGGUGGUCCUGCUCGGCGAGGACGGCCUCCCGCGAUCCGGGCGGAUCCCGCCGCGCCUUGAGGAGGUGGAGGAAGACCUCGCUCGCCGCGCCCGCGAGGCGCUGGCCCCGGUAGGGGAGCCUCAGCCGCCCCAUCCAGGCCUCCAGCACCUCCGCGUCCUCGUCGAGAUUGGAGAUCACGCAGUCCCCGCCGCCGCGGACGCGGAGGCGCAGGCAGCGCCACUCCGAGAGGCUGCGCAUGACCACCUUCGGGCAGUGGCCCUCGGCCAGCAGCUCGCCCCGGACCCGCGCCAGGACAACGUCGAGCCGGCCCGCAAGGGCCACCUGGCGGACCUCACCUACGUGGAGCUGAAGCAGGACAGGCGGUGCGCGGUCCUCCCGCGGCUCCCGUACGUGGGCCGUGGGUGGUACGCCAAGCCGGCGGCGGCCUACAUGCUGGAAAGGGGCAUCGCGACCUGGGCCGACUUCGCCUGGAGCCUGGACGACACGGCGCACGUGGACCAGGAGUCCGUGGCCCAGGCCCUGCAGCAAAUGGAGGAGGCGUGGCCCGAGGGCGAGGAGCACUACGCCAAGCUGUCGGUCAACGCCCUCAUCGGCCUCUGGGCGCGCAACAUGGACCUGAUCCACACGAUGCGCACCAGCAACCACGAGUACGACGGCUCCGGGUGCCAGUACCGGGAGCUCUUCGUGGACACCGCCGGGGGGAUGCACCGGGACCACAUCUACGUCACGCAGCUGCUGUCCAACAAGAGCUGCCGGCCGAUUCACGACUUCGUCAUGUCCUCGGAGUACGUCGCGGUCGCCCGGAUCCGGGACGCCCUGGCGACGGUGCCGCCCAAGUACCUCAAGGCCAUCAAAACCGACUGCGUGGUCUUCCAGCACCUGCCCAAGAAAUACCAGCCCUUGUUGGACGGCCUCGUCCGCAAGAAGCACCCCGACGGCACGCCCGUGUACCGGUGCGAGGAGGUCAAGGCCCUCGAGGGCCAGUACCGGAACCCGUGCAUCGAAGCGGAGCCCGUGAGCAGCCCGUCCGACUGGAAGCUCGCGGAGGACCCGGUGCUCCACUGCCUCGAGGGCGAGAGCCUGCUGCUGACCGGCUACCCCGGCACCGGCAAGACUCACCUGGCCCGCCAGAUCGUGACCCGCCUCCGGGAGGAGGGGUUCCGGGUCAAGAUCAUCACGAAGACCCACUCCUCCGUGCAGAACUUCGGCAUGCAGGCGGAGACGGCCGACCACUGGGUGCGGAGCAGCAUCCGGAACGGGUACUGCAACGUGGACUGGCUCGUCGUGGAGGAGAUCACGAUGCUCGACACCGGGCUCUGGAGCGACAUCGCCUGCCUCUCCAUGAACCGCCAGGUCAACUUCCUGCUGCUCGGCGACUUCCGACAGUUCCCGGCGGUGAUGGACAACUUCGCCGGCGCUCAGGUCAUCCGAGAGCUGAAAACCUGCCAGCUGCUCCACGACCUCACCCGCGGCUGGCACCACCAGCUCACGGAAAACAGAAGGAGCGACCCCGGCAUCUUCGACUUCCUCCCAUAA